This is a messenger RNA of Choloepus didactylus (southern two-toed sloth), 13502 nucleotides long. RefSeq names its product elaC ribonuclease Z 1 (gene ELAC1). The record is from RefSeq and is a predicted model, not a curated record. Gene Ontology annotation, molecular function: 3'-tRNA processing endoribonuclease activity. Bases 567 to 1658 code for a protein of 363 amino acids. The transcript is spliced from 4 exons. Lineage: Eukaryota; Metazoa; Chordata; Mammalia; Pilosa; Megalonychidae. Gene Ontology annotation, cellular component: nucleus.
UCCGCCCGCGCCCAUCGCGGCGGCGCGGACUGCUGGGUCUGGGUGCGGGCCUUCGCUUUUUGUCGGCUCCUGCGCGAGUCUCUGGGAGUGGGUGAGUGGGCCUGGCGCGCCGGAGCGGGGGCGGGGCAGGGUCUGGGCGGCCGUCGCCGUCAGGCCUGUGCCGCGCGGGCUGGAGCGCUUCUUCCGUACUCUCGAAGGACUCUGGCCCGGGAAGCGCCAGGAAAGAGGGCUCGAGUCAUCCACCUCCCCGGGCCACCGCCAGUCCCCCUUUUUGCGGGACAGACACUAUGGUGUAGGAGAGCCUGUGCUCUCUAGUGAUCGGAGACCAGUUGUUUUGCCCUGACUUUGCCUUGGCCACUCAGUCCAUCUCUCCAGGCCAGGGUUCUUGCAGCUCUGAAAUGGAGGGUGCAUGUCGUAUCCGCUCUACCUACACCAUAGGAUGAUUGCAGAGUUGACACCGCUUGCCUGCUUGGAAACUAAGGAGCGUUGGUUAUCAACCCCGGCAUCCAUUAGACUUCUGAGGAAGCCUUCCAAAUACUGAGGCCCCCAGAAUCACAAGGUGGAAGAUGUCUAUGGAUGUGACAUUUCUGGGGACAGGUGCAGCAUACCCAUCCCCAACCCGGGGUGCCUCUGCUCUGGUCCUUCGGUGUGAAGGCGAUUGCUGGCUCUUUGACUGUGGGGAGGGAACUCAGACGCAGCUUAUGAAGAGUCAGCUAAAAGCAGGGCGAAUUACUAAGAUCUUCAUUACGCAUCUUCAUGGAGACCAUUUCUUUGGCCUUCCUGGCCUCCUCUGCACAAUCAGUCUGCAGAGUGGCUCUGCGGUCACCAAACAGCCUAUUGAAAUCUAUGGCCCUGUAGGGCUUCGAGACUUUAUCUGGAGAAUCAUGGAACUGUCUCACACAGAGUUGGUUUUCCCUUACGUGGUCCAUGAGUUGAUGCCCACAGAGGAUCAAUGUCCUAUGGAAGAAAUGAAAGAAUUCACACAUGUGAGUAAAGCAGGCAGUCCUCCCAAGGAGGGGCAAGGCAGAACUAUCCUAUUAGACUCAGAAGAAAAGUCAUACCUUCUGGUUGACGAUGAACAGUUUGUUGUAAAAGCAUUUCGCCUCUUUCACCGAAUUCCCUCCUUUGGGUUUUCAGUCAUGGAGAAGAAACGCCCAGGUAAACUCAAUGCACAGAAACUUAAAGACCUCGGUGUUCCGCCAGGUCCUGCUUAUGGGAAAUUGAAAAAUGGAAUUUCGGUUGUUCUGGAAAAUGGGGUUACAAUUUCUCCCCAAGAUGUUUUAAAAAAGCCUAUCGUUGGAAGAAAAAUCUGCAUAUUGGGCGAUUGCUCCGGGGUUGUGGGUGAUGGAGGAGUGAAGCUGUGCUUUGAAGCAGACCUUUUGAUCCAUGAGGCAACCUUGGAUGAUACCCAGAUGGACAAAGCAAAGGAGCAUGGCCACAGCACACCACAGAUGGCAGCAGCAUUUGCAAAGUUGUGCCAAGCAAAGAGGCUGGUUCUGACUCAUUUCAGUCAGAGAUACAAACCAGUUGCCUUGGCCAAAGAAGGAGAAACAGAUGGUAUUGCAGAACUGAAAAAGCAAGCUGAAUCAGUGUUAGAUCUCCAAGAAGUGAUUCUUGCAGAAGAUUUUAUGGUGAUUGGCAUUCCAGUCAAGAAAUGAAGCCAGUGGUCCUGAAUGCAUACUGACAUGUCUUUGAAUAUGUUACUGAACUUCCAGUCCAGUUAUUUUUUUUUUCUUGCAAUUAUUUGGGGCCUAAUAAUCUUAAAAGGAUGGAGCUGCAUUGCUGAGCUGAUUCUGUGGUGAGAGGGAGCAAGCUUUUCAAUAAUAAAUACUUUUAAAAGUAAAAGAACAGUAUCCUCCUUAAAGUCCAAAUUUGAAAAAAAAUGGUAGACUAUUCUGGUAUACUUGUUUUGUGGCUACUGCCUCAGAUUGAAGCCACCUCAUGCAGUUCUGGGCUUAGCUUCUUCCCGGCUUUAUUGCUAUUAUUGGCAAAGUACAUAGGGCUUGGCCCUCUUGGCUACGAAUGGUAUUUUGGCAGUUGGUGUGAAUCUGUUCUUGUUAUUAACGGAGUAGUGAGAAAUGUAAUGAGACUUUGGACAUGCAGGAUUGGAGACAGCAUGUUAAAUCUUGAAUUCUUUGCUGAAAUACUAAAUGCACAGUCGGGCUAGGUGUUUUUCUUUUAACUGAUGUUUUAUUGACCUUUCUGGUUUGCUUUAAACCUGUAAUUCUCAGCUGGUACCACUCCUCUAAAAGGAGUUUUAAAACUGUGGGGUUGUUUUUCUUGUUGUCACAAUGACCAGUAUUUAGUGGGCAGGGACCAGGUAUGCUAAAUGUCUUGCACAAUUUAGAUCAGUCCUGUACAGUAAAGAAUUAUCUCGCCCUAAAAUGCGAACUACAAAUCCGUCAAGAUGCACAGCAAGUUAAAACUUAUACUCCCGUUGUGAAUAUACUUUAACAAAAUUAGUAAAAAAAAUGAGUUGAAUUACCAAGUGAGUCAAAUCCUAAAGAACUAGCUAAGUGAAUAUGUAGGUAUUGAAAUUUCAUAUCAAAUAUUAGUUAAAAGAAAUGAGCCAUCAACAGGAACUUAUAAAUGUGGAGGUAAAGAAAUAAUAUCUGUUAAACUGAGGUUUGAUUUACAUGUUAGUAAUAAUUCUUAGAGCACAAUUUUAAUAAGUAUUCUUUCUAGAGUAGCUUUUCCUUCUGUGUUGUACUCCACCUCCCUUCUCUCUGCCAUCAGGAUAUCUGACUUAUUUACCUCACAUUAUUUUUCCAAAUGUAUUCUAUGGAAAGCUAGUCUUGAGUGCUGAUUCAUUCAGAAGGGCUCCCUAAUCAAAUCAGUUUGGGAAACUCUUUGUGCUGUGUGUCCCUCUGGGAGUGUUGAAGUGCCCAUCAACAUUUAAAAAACAGUAUUGCUUGAAUGAGCAUAAACCAAUCCUUGGUGCCUGAAAAAAAAUGAUUUCAUGGUCCCGUUCUGUAUCUUAUGAGCUGUGUGGCCAGGAGGAGGUUAAUUACUCUCUCUGAACUCAGCUGCUCAGGUCUAAAAUGGGAAAAAUACUAGUACUAACUUCAUAGAAUUGUUGUGAAGAUUAAAUGAGACAAUACGUAUAAGGAGCAUAGCACAAUGCUUGAAAGGCAUUGAGAGAUCCUUCAGUGCAGAGGCAUGGCAACCAAAUUGAACCACUGUGUCAGUCCUGUUUCACCAUAGAAGAUCUAUUUACAUCUCAAGCACCUAGAGAGUUUUACAGUACAUGUUUAGAAACACUGUCAUAGUAUAUACUGUUAAAUUCCUUUGGGUUCUGGGGCUUCUGUGGUCAAAAUUUUUGACUCCUGGCUGGUUCUGGAGUCUCCAAAGUAGCGAUGGCCAAGGCCGGUCUGGUUACUCAAGAUCUCCAUCAUCCUGAAGUAGUCUCUAGAAUGAUCUGACUGUGUUACAUUAUAGACCCGUGGCCCCCCAAAGUACCAAAGCAUGACCAGACUUGAAGUGUAUCUUGGUUUCCAAACUCAGUUUAAACAGUCAUUUAUCAGACACCAGCUAUAUGCUAAAACUUGUACAAGAGGAAAUGGCCAGGACUAGUAUCUCUACUGUGUGGAGCUCUUCAGGGUAGAGACUGAGGUUUAGUCACCUCUAUGUCCUUGGGAAUGCCCACUCACUCAGAAAUGUUUAUUAAAUGAAAAUGAGGCCUUGAUACAGUGAGUGUACAAACUUUAGGACAUACUUCUGUGCCUAGCUCAUUUCAUACUAUACUUGUCAAAAAAUUUUAAAUCAUCUGAUUGGCAGAAAACCAUUAAUUGCAGACCAACUAAGUGCCAGACUUUAUUGUGUUGGGACUAUGUAAAUAAAUAUACAGUAAAUAUAUAGUUCCUUCAAAUGGUUUCCUCGUCUUGUAGCCUGAUACAAAGUUUUGCUGCUGCUGAGCAUUACUUGUUAGCUGACUUGAGCUGUGCCCUAAGAAUCAGGCUCUAUUAAUAUAUGGACUAAGCCCUCAGAGACCACGGGAAUGUAGGAAUGAAUUAGUGUGUUGGAUGGAGUAUGGAGUAUCACUUCCUUUGUGAAAAUUCUUUCUAGGACUCUCUCCUGGCCUAGAAUUUGUUCUUAUUGGUAGAAACAUUCUAAGAAUUUGUGGAGCUAGAGUCAAGAAUGAAAUUUAUUUUGGAUUUCUAAGACAUGUAAUCUGCUAAUGGGUUAUAUGACUGAGAGGAUAUAAUAUAUAUAUUGAGACCCAAACUUACUUGAUUGCUGAAUCCUCUUUUGGCCAAGGAACAUCUUGGAAUGCUAGGAAAUGCUGAUCCUUAAUACUUGUUAAAAUUGUAUGUUUUAUGUGCACAAUGUAUGGAAAUGAAUUUCAUAUCUACAUGUAAUAUAGUACUUUCUUUGUCUUACACUGACUCUAAAGUGUCAGCAAUGCAUAGAUACCUAUUUGUUGUAGAUUAAAAAUGUGCACUUUCCAGGUCUCAAAAGGUGUUUAGACUUGCCGAAAUACACCCUAAAUCAACUCUGAUUUCUCAUAACCAUGCCUCAUUAAUGAGCUUUUAAUGAACUUUUAAUCAUAAAAGCAGUGUAGUGCUCAGAAGAGAAUUUUUUAAGGCUCAAAAAAAGAAGACUAUUACUCAUAAUUCCACCACCUAAAGAGAGCUACUUCUGGUCCGGUAGUCCUCAAAAUGAGGUAUGUGUCGAGAUUAGUUAAAGUGGUUACAUAGUUGGAGAUCCUUGGGCUCUGCUUCCAGACUCUAAUUCAGUAAGUCUGGUGGUUCCUAAGAAUCUGCGUUUUUAAUAAGCCCCCCCCAGGUGAUUCUGAAGUAUAUGGGUAACAGACCACAUUGGGAGGAAAAAAGCCUCUCUUUUCUAUGCACUUAAAAAAAUCAGAGUGAUGUAUUUUAUAUAUGUUUACACAUAUGUUUAUAAAUGUGUAUAUAGUACACAUAUACAUAGUUUUACAUGUAUGUUGACCUCAACUGUUUUUCUUGAUUAGCACAUCAUGAGCAUUUUCCCAUGGCAUUAAACAUUUGAAAACAUGAAUUUAAUGAUUUUAUAUGAUUCUAUUCCAUAGAUAUAAUAUAAUUUAACCAUUUUCCUGCUAUGAGGGCAUUGAGAUCAUUUUUCCAUUGUUAUAAAUAAGGCUAUCAUUAAUUUUCUUGUGCAUAAGUCCCUGUAUCUCCGAGUAUUUCCUUGGGAUUAAUUUCUAGGAAGAUCAAAACAUGACACUAAUAUUUUUACACCCUGGAUAGGAAUCACCCACUUAUUUUCCAAUUUAAGCUUCUAGCAGCAGCCAUGUGAGAGAUCUGUUUUGCUACACCAUUGAUAGGAAAUACUGAGUAUCAUCAAUGACUUUUCUAACAUUAGCAAGAUAAUUCUGAGAUAUUAGUCCUAUGAAGAUUAUUUUUUCCUCCUAGUGCAAAUAACUUUAUUAUGAUGUUUCAACUGGCACGUAUGAUUCAACUGAUUUCCUUGAAUAUUCUUAUGUCAGCUUAAAGUUUUGGCAGUUUUUGCCUAAGGAGGUAAAAAUCUGUACUGCUUCAAGUAUGUCCAUGACAGAUGUACAGUAAAGUACUUUUAUCCUCAAAAAGGUUUAAAUUUAUAGCAAAAUAUACUGGUUCUUUGUCCUUACUGAUUGAUAGAUUUUUCAGGUCAUGAAUGAAUCAAAGUAUUUUUCCUAUAUGGGAAGAGUAAAAAUUGUUCAUUCUUGGCAGAAUAAUAGGGUUUGAAAAGGGCUCAAGAUGUGGACUGAGAUUGUGAAAUUAUUUUCUUCCAUAGUAGGAAGUAAACGGUCAAUAUCUAAAACUAAAAUAUAAAGAAAUCGCACUUUAAGCAUAUUAUGAUGUUAAAAAAAAAAAGGGAAGGAAGUACCAGACGAAUAGUAAUGAGUGGAGGAAGGUGUUCUUAGUGGAAGGGGCAAGGAGUAUAGGAAAGUGGAAGGGGCAAGGAGUGUAGGAAGAGAGACUCAAGGGACUGCUAUUUUUUUAUACGCCUAAUAACACUGGUAUUAUUUGGUUUUCGAACUAUAUUUGUGUGGGUGGUGUACAUGCAUUCAUUAAUUUUUAAAAUUACAUUAAAAUACAGGCACACUUAGAUAAGGCCCUGCCCUGAAUAAUCUUUUUAUUUUUAGUUUUUUAAAUACUUUUUUUCAUUGUUUUUGCCCUGAAUAAUCUUAUCAAUCACUGGUCUCCAAAUGAGUGCUCAAGGCACUUGACAGUUCUUUCAAGUCUUUUUUAGUAUUCCAAUCCUUGCUCCAUUCUGCAGGGGGUGAUUUUUUCAAAAUGCGAAUCUGAGGCCAGUACUUCCCCUGCUUAUAACUUUUUAAUGGCCUGCCUCACCCACCUUUCUAGGCUCAUCUUACUCCUCUACACUUCUUAUUUUUGCAGCCCUAGCCACUUGGGCCUUCUUUUUGUCCUUUGUCAGGGCUUUCUGUUGUCCAAGGCCUUUACAGCUAUUGUUCCCUCUGUCCAGAAUGGUCUUUCCUCCCCUCCACAAGUUAACCCUUAACCUGGCCUUGAGAUCACAGCUCUGCAUCGUUUCCUCAUGGAACCCUGAUACCAAGGCUGUGUUCUCUGCCUGAUGCACAGAACAGUGAAUCUAUGACACCCAUUCAAAAGGGAGAAAGAGUUUAUUGCAACACCAAGCAAGGAAAACAAAUGGUCUAUUAGCACUAAUGCAGUAGUCUCCAAACUAGAGUAUUCGAUAUCAGACUUUUCUAAGGAUACACAGGCGAACUUUCAUAUAAAUCUUUCCUAAAAUUGAUCUUCCUGAGAACUAGUGUAGACAAAGUGUCUUGCUGGUCCCAUUGUGCAGUGCCCCAGGAUGAAAAAUCUCUGGGGUACCAAAGAUCAGAGUUUAAGGAGUUCAGGGGUUUUAUGGAUUCAAACAAGGGGAGUUGGACUUGUUACCAUUACAAUGACAAGUAUAAACAACUAUAGUACCUUGUAAAGGAGUGGAAAAUAACCAUUACAACAAGUAUAAACAGCUAUAAUACCAUGUAAGGGGGUGGAGCUAAGCAAGAACUAAGUGAAAAUAAUCUUUAAAAAAGCAAGUAUAAACACUGUAGUCAGCAGUUAGUUCUGGGCUUAAUUUCUUGGUUACACCCUUUUCUGAUCCUCCUACUAGGUAGUAUAUUACUCUUAGUGCUGGCACUCCACCUUCCUGGGGCUUAUCACUUAUAUUUUCAUUUUGCUUGAGUGAAUAUUUGAUUAAUGUUUCUCUUUCCCACUAGCAUUAUAACUUCAAAAGAGUAGGACCGUCACUGAUUUCAUUCUCCCUUGUCCCCCAGCUCCUAGCUGUCAGUGUUUGGAGCAUGUUAGGCACUCAGUAAUUUGUGCUGUCUGGCUCAAUUUUCCCUGCCAUCCUGUUAUUCUGUUAAUAUGUAUUACCUUGUGUUUUUUUUGCUGGUUAUUAUUACUCACAAAAAUCCCCACCCUUAAUCUCUGAACUAAAAUUGGGCAAGAGAAGAAUGGUUGCCUGUUACCUUAACGGGGUGAGUUCUUAUAAAUUUUAAAGUUUAUGAAUUUUAAAGCUUUAGCUUGGUGUCCUAAGAUAUGCAGACAGAAAUCUAGAGCUAAGGAAAAAUGAAUUCCUCUGCCUAAGAAAUUGGAAUGUUUGGCUUUUGCUAUGGAUGGGAAGGUCAGAACAAAGGUAAGAAAGAAAGAGGGGAGAAGGAAAAGCCAUAUGCAGGAGUCGGGAACCUCGGGUGGGGAAAUGGUAGAACAGCCUUAAGAAUGCAUAUGUCUGAUAACCAGUUUUAUGAUGGCCAUCUUGCUUGGAAGUAAAUUCUUCAUUUCCCCCAAACUUUCUUUGAAGUCUGCUAGACGCACAUGAUUUGAGGGAUCCCUCUUCACCCCUUCACAUCACCAAAUGACCAGGGUUGACCUGGGGCAGAAAAGGGACAGCAGGAGUGGGAGAGUGAGACAAUCCCAAAGUAAUACAAUUCAGAAUAGCUGGAGUCAGAAGUGACCACAACAAUCUAAGUCUCCCGGAAAUUUUCAGGAAUUUGUGAGAACACUGGACUUUGCAUAAUCCAAUGGGGGGUUUGAACCAAUUUUGUUUUUAUUUUAAAGAACAGGGUGAGUUCAGUUGACGUGGGUUAUGUGUAAGAUAACAAGAAUGUACUUUCUGUGUCCUUGACUGGCAUAUUAUAAGAAUUAAAAAACUGUCGUAACUAGGACAAUAGUGAAGUUGAGGGGGGUGCCUAAGUUUAUCCAAAGUACAAAAUAUUUUCACCCCUAAAUAAAACUAGCUGAGAAACACUCUGCUCAGAUGUCAACAUGCUAAUUAUACACUCAGCAGACAUGUCAGGUACAAAGAUUAAAUUCGCCCACGAAAAAGUAAAAGGGGAAAAGCGAGGUAUCAAGUUUCCCGGCUAUAUAAAUCUUCCUUUAACUGCCAGAAAUUGCUGGGGCAGCCUCAGGUAGAGCUAAGCGACAUUUAGUUCCGUGUCAGCAAGAAAAGCCAAGGUUAUUUUGUCUAGGUGGUUCUCUAGAUUGUUGUGGCUUCCAGAGAUCAUAGACUUGUUGGAGUAGACCAUGACCAUAUCUCCUUCAAACAGCCUGGACCUUGAAGAAAUACCCAUGUCUGGGUCAGCAACCCAAACAUUAUUCCUAGCUGGCUUACAAAGGGCCCUGCCAUGGACUUCACCUUCCCACAGCUAGUAGAUGCUAGGACACAAUCCAUUCCCUUCCCCACAUGCCUACAUUGAGAAGCCAGAUAGCCUAAUGCGGUGGUCUUCAGACUAAGGUAUUUGAUAUGCAGACUUUCCUAAGGAUACACAGGCAUCCUUGCAUAUGUAAUGUUUCCUACAAUUGAUCUUCACGAGAACUAGUGUAGUCAAAGUGGCUUGCUGGUUCCAUUGUGCAAUGCCCCAGGAUGAAAAAUCUCAGGGGUCCAAAGAAAGGGACAAUUGAAAUAUUGGUUUUGGUCUUAAAAAAUGAAUGAAUGGGUAACAGAUUGUUUUUCAAGUUAGUUUCCAAUUUGUUGCUUUUGUUGCUUUGAACAAUAUUGAAGGAACAUCUAAUCAAAUUAUCUAAUGAGAAAUUUUUCUAACAACUCUGAGAUACAAUUUAUAUACCAUACAAUUUGAUGGUCCUUAGUUACUCAGUUGUGCAACCAUCACCACAAUCAAUUUUAGAACAUUUUUAUCACCCUAAAAAGAAAAAGAAACUCUGUACCCUUUAGCAGUCACUCACCUUUUCCUCCAAACCUCUCAGCCUUAGGCAAGCAAUCGUCUACACUGUUUCUAUAGAUUUUCCCAUUCUGUACAUUUCAUAAAAAAUAAAUCACACCAGUCAGUUUUUGUGACUGACUUUAUCACUUAACAUAUGUUUUCAAGUUUUAUCCAUGUUGUGCCAUGAAUCAGUACUUCAUUCCUUUUUAUGGCCAAAUAAUAUUCUGUUAUUUGAAUAUACCAUUCAUCCAUUGAUCCAAUAAUAGAUUACUAAAAUAUUUAACAAGAUACCUACAUCAAGAAUGAAAAAGCAAACAUUGUUAUAAAUCUUACAAAUAUUAAUAAGAUAAAAGAGGACACUAUAAAUAACUUUAUGCCAAUAAAUUAAAAAAAUUUAGACAUAACUCCUAGGAAAACAUAAUUUUCCAGAAUGAACACUAGGGGAAAUAUAGGACUAUUCAGAUUUUCUAUUAAAGAAACUAUGAUUUAAAACUUUCUUACAAAAUGAAUUCCAGGCUCAGAUAAUUUUGGUAUUGAAUCCUUUCUGAACAAUUAAAGAGGAAAUAAACCUGCAGGCUUGCCCCAAAGCAUUCACUCUUCAUCUGUUGGCUGGACUACCUCUCUUUAAGGGAGCAGGCACUCAUUGGUUUGCCAAAAUGCUCACCAUGCUUAUUCUUGGCCCACUUCUCACAUUUCCACUUAAUACCAUUUUUGAACAACAUUGUCUUGGAGGUUUUAGCCAGUGCAACAAGGCAAGAAAAAUAAAUGAAAGGUAUAGGCAUUGGAAAGGAGGAAAUCAAACUCUCAUUGUUAGCAGGUGACAAGAUUGUGUGCAUAGAAAAUCCCAAAGAAUAAGCAGAUAAUCUGUUAAGGUUAGUAAGUGAAUUUAUUAAGAUACUCAGUCAAUAUAAAAACUUACAUUUUGUUUUUAUAAUUCAACAAUAAACAAGUUGAAAUUUUUUAAAUGAUACCAUUUAUAGGAGCAUCAAAAACAUAGGAAUAAAUCUAAUGAAGAUAUGCAAAACCUCUUCAUUGAAAACUAUGAAAUGUUAUUGAGAGAUAUUUUUUAAAAUAGGCUUAAACAGAAGGCUAUACAAUUUACAUGAAUUUGUAUGAUUCAGUAUUGGAAAGAUGUCACCUAUAAAUUUAACUAUGGUUUCAAUGCAAUCCCAAUGAAAAUUCCAUCAGGUUUUUUAUGUGGAUAUGUGUAUGAGGAAAUUUAUAAACUGAUUCUAAAGUUUACGUAGACAUGCAAAAGGCCAAGAAAAGCCUGGACAAUCUUGAAAGGAACAAAAUUAGAAGACUUACACUACCAAACAGCAAGUCUUAUUGUAAAACUGCAGUCUUUAAGACAAUGUGAUACUGUUGUGAGAAGGACAUAUAGACAAGUGGAGUAAAAUAGAGUCCAGAAACAAACCAACACAUAUAUAGACACUUUAUUUAUGAUAAAUGUGAAAAUCCUGUGCAAUGGGGAAAGGAUGAUCUUUUCAAUAAAUGGAAGGUCAAUUAUAUACCCAUAAUGAAAAAACAUUUACCUUGAUCCCUACCUUAAACAAAACACAAAAAUCAAUUUCAGAUGGAUUUUAUAUGAUAUGAUAAUAACAUAGGUAAGCUUCUUGAUUUGGGGGAGGGAAAGAUUUUUUGAAUAGAACACAGAGACAAAUGAUAAGGAAAAGACUGAUAACUUGGAUGUUACAAUUAAGAACUUCUAUUCAUAAAAGCUACUUUUGAGUGAAGAGGCAAGCCACAGAGUGAUAGAAUAUAUUUGCAAUACCUAUGGCUAAUAAAGGAUUUGGGUCUAGAAUUGAAUUAGUAAUUAUCUGUUACUAUUUAACAAAUCACCCUAAAACACAGUGGCUUCUUAUCUCACAGUUUCAGUAUGUCAGGAAUGUGGGCAUGGCUUAGCUUGUUGUUUCUGGCUGAGGUUCUCUGAUGAGGUUGCAGUCAUGCUGCCUGCUAGGGCUGUGGGCUCAUCUGAGGGCUCAACUGAGGGGGGUUCUCCUUUCAAGCUUUCUCACGUGUGGUUGGCAGGUCUUCGUCCCUUGCCACAUGGGCUUCUCCACAGGGCUGCCUCAUGAUAUGGCAGCUAGUUUUCACCAGGGAAUGCAAUCUGAGAGAAAGUGAGCACCCAAGACAGAAGCCACCAUCUUUUUAUAACUUAAUCUUGGAACUAACAGCCCAUUAAUUUUGCCAUAUGCCAUUCAAUAGAAACAAAUCACUAAGUCCAGCCCAUACUAAAGGGAAAGGGCAUGAAUACCAGGUGGAAGGGAUCGUCAGAGGCCAUUUUACAGGCUGCCUACCACAAGAAUAUAUAAAGAACUCUCAAAAGUCUUGAUCUAGGUAGUGGUUAUAUGGGUGUGUUCACUUUGUGAAAAUUUGCCAAGCUAUUGAGUUAUGAUUUGGGUACUUUUCUGGGUGUAGGUUAUAUAUCAAUAAAAAGUUGUUUUUAAAACGUUUUUGAUGGAAAAUUUCUCUGGCAGGCAGAAUUCUGAAGAUGUCCCCACCCCAAGAUUCCUGACUCCCGGUUAUUCAGUUAAACAUUAGUCUAGAUACUGCUGUGAAGGGGUCUUGCAGAUGUAAUUAAAGUCCUUUCAGUUGACCUUAAGAUAUGGAGAUUAUCUGGGUGGGCCUAACUCAGUCAGGGAAGGCUUUUAAAAGCAGAGAGUUUUUCUCUGCUGUUAGAAGAAGAGAAAGUCAAAGAGGUUUGAAGGAGAGAAGGAUUUCAAAAGAGUAUCAUACUCUUAUUAGCUUUGAAGAUGCGAGGGGCAUGUACAGGGACCUAAGUGCAGCCUCUAGGAGUUAAGAGCAGUACUUGGCCAAUAGCUGCAAAACUGAAUUCUGCCAACAACCUGAAUGAGCUUGGAAACAUAUUCUUCCCCCAAAUCUCCAGAUAAGUGCCCAACCCAGCUAAUACAUUGAUUUCAGGCUUCUGAAUCUACAAGCAUCUGAUUACAGAACUAUGAGCUAAGAAAUGAGUGUUAUUUUGAGCUGCUAAUCUUGUGGUUAAUUUGAUAUGCAGCAAUAGAAAACUAACAUAAUCAUACAACUUGGACAGAGUUCAAAAAAUUGGGUAAUACUAUUACUAGAAAACUAUUUCAUCCUUAUCUACUUAGUUAUUUUUAAAAACGAGUCUCUCAGUAUUCACAUCUAUAAAAAAGAAAAGAGAUAGCAUGGAUAUUAUGGAUAUUGAACCUGAUCUUGUUUUUGGCAUUAAGUAAUACUUUUCAAUGGAUAUAGAACUAAUUGUAAAAAAAAAAAAAAAAAAAAAACAGGCCCAUCAAUCUCAGUUAAGAAAUGCAUUUCCAAUAAAAUGUAUCAUUUUAUGUUUGUAACUAAUAAUUAGGUUAUUUUGAUCAAUUAUGACUAUAAUUUUAGUGAUAGGUCAACUCAGAAGGAAUUUCUUAAUCCUUGAGCCUGUGGUCACAAGAAAUUUUACAAAUAAAUUUGUAUAUUAUAUAUAUAUAUUUGUUGCAAAGAAAUAUGAUAGGGUGAUCUAUUGAUGUUCAAGCAUAAGAAUAACAUUAAUAAGGGGAAGAAGAAUGGAAAAACAAGGUCUAGGAGAAAAAGGAAUGUUGGAAAUUUUCCAGUGUUAAGGAAGAGCUUGUUUAUGCCUUGUUUCAAUGAACGAUGGUGGGUUUCAAAUUGCUAUGGCAUUUGGAUUCCAUUGAAUAGAUCUUUAAAAGAGUGAUGUAGCAAUUUUAUUUUGAAAUAUUAACAACAUGUAGGAAAUUGCGUCUUUUGCAACAACUAGGAUUUAUGAUGAAAAAUGUAGGAGCUCAGCUUUAAAAUGUGCAGGGAGUUUAUAGAUUUUCUAAAUUCUUUCAGAGGGGACAAGUUUGAGGACCACUGGUGUAGUAGGUGAGAGUCAGACUCAGAAACAUAACUGCAGUAUGGCCUUGGAUAACUUACUUCUUUCUCUUAUACCUGUUUCUUUAUCUGUAAGUUUAGGAUAGUAACAGUAUUGUUACACAUAAACUCUUAUGAAAACUAAAUGAUUUAAUGUAUGUAAAGCACUUAGAACAGUGAGUGCUAUAUAGAGAUGAUAUUAUCAUUAUUAAACCUCAAAUAAUGUUGUUCCCUCAUUAUUUGCUCAUUCAGAUGAGAUUUAACUCCCAUGGAGGUUUGCAAACUGCCCUCGGAGUGUUCCAUCACCCCAGAGGCACACUGCUUUCAGGCUGUGUUAAUGUGGCUUCAGAGCACUUGAAUAUGGCUAGUCUAAAUCAAGAUGUGUUGGAUUUCGAAGACAGUAUGAAAAAAUGAAUGUAAAAUAUUUCAGAAUUAAUUUUAUAUUUAUUAUAUGUUGAAAUGGUAUUUUGGAGAUAUUAGGUUAAAUAAAAUAUAUUAUUAAAAUUAA